Molecule: messenger RNA, 180 nt
Organism: Funneliformis mosseae
Lineage: Eukaryota; Fungi; Glomeromycota; Glomeromycetes; Glomerales; Glomeraceae
Source: the annotation of a GenBank genome assembly
AUGAUAAAGCGUACUGGUAAAGUUCUUGUAGAAAUUUCAAAAACACUAUUUGGAGACAUCGCAAAAGGUCGUACUAAUUGGUACGAAACAAUAACUUUUCUUCUUAUACCGCGAGGACAUGAACCAGGUCCUAUAAAACAACUCGUUGCGAUAUGCUCCCGAAGAAGAAUUAAAUGUUAG